Ceratitis capitata (Mediterranean fruit fly) is the source of this 1859-nucleotide messenger RNA. RefSeq names its product maltase A2. The record is from RefSeq and is a predicted model, not a curated record. NCBI's taxonomy places the organism in Eukaryota, Metazoa, Arthropoda, Insecta, Diptera, Tephritidae. Gene Ontology annotation, biological process: carbohydrate metabolic process.
AUGUCGCACGGUUUAUUACGAUUAUUUGCAAUUGGGUUGCUUAUCGCUAAUAGCGUUAUCGCCGCUACCACCGACGUCGAUUGGUGGGAGUCCGCCACACUCUACCACAUCUAUCCGCGCUCCUUUAUGGAUAGCGACGGUGAUGGUGUGGGCGACUUGAAUGGCGUUACAUAUCCACUUUUCGGCACAAUGGAGGAUUUCGAUGCUAUGCUUGAAAAGGCGCACAACUUGGGUUUGAAAAUUAUUUUGGAUUUUGUGCCCAAUCAUUCGAGUGAUGAGUGUGAGUGGUUCCAGAAAUCGAUACGUCGUGAAGAUGGCUAUGAUGAUUUCUAUGUGUGGGUGGAUGGUAAAAUUGAUCCAGAAACGGGUAUUCGUACAGUGCCAAAUAAUUGGACAUCUGUUUUCGGUGGCGCUGCAUGGACUUGGGUUGAGGAACGUCAGCAAUAUUAUUUACAUCAGUUUCUCGCCAAACAACCGGAUUUGAAUUAUCGUAAUUCUAAAGUCCGUCAAACUAUGCUUGAUGUGAUGAAAUUUUGGCUGGAUCGUGGUGUGGAUGCCUUCCGUAUCGAUGCUGCGCCUUAUUUCAUUGAGAAGAUGCUCGAAGAUGGCACAUUUCCUGAUGAACCAUAUACCGAUCCCAACCUUCCUUUAGAAUCAGAACUUCAUCGUAUUUACACAACCAAUCAACCUGAAAAUGCUGAUUUAAUAUAUGAGUGGCGCGCGUUUUUGGACGAAUACCAGAGUCUACAUGGCGGUGACACAAGAGCGCAGAUAAUCGAAGCAUACGCACCUAUUAGUAUUUUAAGCGACUACGUCGGUAACGACACUCAUGUCGGUGGUCAACUGCCAAUGAAUUUUAAUUUCGUCCGGUUGCAAAGUUCUUCCACUGCCAAAGAUAUUGAAAGUGCCGCCAACAACUGGAUGGAUGUUAUGUGGACCAACCACAAAGUGGCCAAUUGGGACGCAAGUAAUCAUGAUAACAGUCGCUUGGCCACGCGCAUGGGUUCACAAAGAGUGGAUACGAUGACGAUGAUAAUGCAUGGACUUCCCGGGACAUCUGUUACGUAUUACGGCGAGGAGAUCGGCAUGCCUGACUGGUCAAUUGAAUGCAACCAAGACACAGAUACUUGUAAUUUCCGUGAUCCCGAACGUACACCCAUGCAAUGGGACACUUCAAAGAAUGCCGGUUUCAGCACAGGCAACUCCACAUGGCUACCCGUGAAUCCGGGUUACAAGAGUUUGAAUGUGCAGGUACAACGGGGUGUUGCACGCAGCUCACUACAAAUCACGAAGGGUAUGAUUGCAUUGAAGAAAACCGCUGCCUUCAAGGCGUUCAAAGAGGAUGGCGGUUUCUCGUAUGCUGCUGUGAGUGAGCAAGUCUUUCAGGUUGUCAGAACCGCCGUAGGUCGUGAGGAGUAUCGCGUGCUGGCCAAUUUAGGCAAUCAGAUUGAGUAUUUGGAGGGACUGACUAACAAAACCAUGGAGUAUGUGCUACUCAACUCAUACUCACCGCACAAUUAUGGUGAUAAAGUCGACUUAAGCAAACGCAUCAUUUUGAUGCCCUAUGAAGGUGUAGUUUUGCGAUGGUCUGCAUAAACUGUUCCGAGAUAGUAUUUCUAGACUUAUUAAUAAAAUUAAUAAAUAAACAUUACAACGUUUCCAAACUUUACAGAAAGAUCACGAAGUGAUUUUCCCGAAGAAAUAAAGUACAUGUAAUUUAACAAUAUGCGGGCGAAUAGCCUAAUUUUUGACCACUUUUGGCAGCAGUUAAUUGGAUCGCUCGAUCUUUUAGACCACGCUGCAGGUAGAUGAACCGAGAUGGUGUACUCACAAAAGGUUUCUUUCAAUAAAUUGCUUGU